Molecule: messenger RNA, 1680 nt
Organism: Lichtheimia ornata
Lineage: Eukaryota; Fungi; Mucoromycota; Mucoromycetes; Mucorales; Lichtheimiaceae
Exons: 3
Coding region: 1-1680 (559 amino acids)
Source: RefSeq, a predicted model, not a curated record
AUGCGAUAUCCUGCUACUGCUAAAACAGCGACGUUGUCGCUUAUCCUAUUACUCCUCGGUGGUCGGCUACAGGUGAAUGCUGACGAAGAAGAUCCAGUGCUCCGUGCACAAGGUGCCAUGCGAGUGGGCAAAGACAAUGCCAUUGUGCCAGAUGCAUCAUCAGACCAUCCAUUAAUUGUGUCCAACCCCGAAGAUCAGCCAUUGUGUGAACCCAAUGCAAUCAUUGAGCCAUCACAGCCAUUGCAAGUGAUGGAAGGAUACGAUGCCUUUGUACUCACCAAUGUUCAAGGCCCAAGAAAAGUAGUUGUGGAUGCAGCCAAUCAUGCACUCGUAACAAGCAGUGAAGGGUUGGUAUCGAUUCGCAUGGAUAAAUGCGGCAACGUCGAAAAAACCACCUUGUUAUCUGAUUUAGGUGAUGAUGGGGCUGUUGCUUAUGGCGUCACACUGUAUGAUGGCAAUCUAUAUGUUGCAUCUCCCAACUCGGUGUGGCGUUUCAAUUACGUCGAUGGCCAACACUCGCUGUUAUCGGAUGGAUUCCAAGUACUACGUAACUUGCAUGGUACUGGCAAUGAGGAUAUCGCCAUUGAUCCAUUUGGUCAUGCCUACUUCCCUCGUCAUGCAACCGAUGUCAAUGAUGACCAUAGCUCAUCCAAACAAGCCAUCAUCAAGCGUUUUAAUUUCCGUAGAGUGCCUAGUGAUGGAUACGAUUUUGAAGAAGAUGGCGAGACCUUUGCUCAUGGUACCAAUGUACAUGGUGCUAUGGCGUUUGAUGCACAAGCACGUUUAUGGGGUCUCGAUUCCCCUUAUCCAUCAUUCGAACGUGAAGAUCUCGGUGGUGCCCUUGCUCCCAAUGGCGUGGCAGAAGAAAUGAACUUGUAUGAAUUCCCUUAUAAGAACUAUGGCUACCCUUAUUGCUUUACCGAAUAUGAUUUGCAACCAUACACAGCAGCCUCCAAGGGCAAAGGUGCACAAUGGGGACAUCCUUCACAAAUGAAUGACACGAUGGAUUUGGAUGACUAUUGCAGCCAAGAUGAAAACAAUCGACGUCCUGCUGUACCACUUACCCCCAAUUCAGGUGCACAUGCCAUGUUUUUCUUUAUGGGCACGUUUUGCUCUGUGGGCGAUAAGCAAACCCUUGGUACAUCCGUUGGCAUGCCAUGCAAUUGGACCGAUACUCCUAUUGUGGCCUAUCGUGGUUACCCUGGUCAAGCUGAAGGUCAUCGUGUUACGCACAUUCCUUUUGAUGAUCUUGGUCACGUGCCCCAAUGGGAUCGACCUGAAGAUCUUAUUUUCAAGGCCGCUAAUGAUUGUCAGGAAGGUUCAGCAUGCUUGACACCUACCGGUCUUGAUGUUGAUGAAUUUGGACGAUUGAUCAUUGCAAGUGAGGAAACCAACGAGAUCUUUAUGAUAAAGCGGCAAUACAACCAAAACGCUGCCAAGCUCAUGACAGCCAAAAUGGAUGCCAAGGAAGAAAUGGAAGAGCGUUUGGAGGAGUUAAAGGAAGAGAAAUUGGAAGCUCAAGCCGAAGGACUCGACGUUGAUGAUGACGAUGAAGAAGAAGAGGAGGAAGAAGAGAUGGAUUUGGACCCUGAAUCGAAGCAGCAAAUCGAUAACAAUGACGCACCUGCCAUGCUCGACACAAAGAAGUCCAAGAACAAAAUUUCAAUCAUAGACAAUUGA